Molecule: messenger RNA, 1998 nt
Organism: Pimephales promelas (fathead minnow)
Lineage: Eukaryota; Metazoa; Chordata; Actinopteri; Cypriniformes; Leuciscidae
Source: RefSeq, a predicted model, not a curated record
UUCUCUGAUAUUUGCUCACUUAAUCAAUUUCUGAAACAUUUAGGAAGACAUUUGCAAAACCAUGAGCGAGUUCAUUGUCCAUUCUCCAACUGUGAUUUUAGCAGCAACAACAAUACAACUUUCAGAGCUCACAAGUCCAAGAAACACAGAAAACAAACUUUGAAUGAACUCUGCACAUCUGUUUGUACAGUAGGUAGUAUAAGCAAUGAGUUUGACACAGUCUCAGUUUCACAAAGUCCAUCAGAUCAAGCUGAUGACAUUCAGGAAGAUUCUCAUAUUUCAGAUUCAAACCUCGAGGAAUGUAAGCCAGUACUUGAACACAAACUUGCUGCAUUAUUCUUGUGUAUGCAGUCACAGUUGCAUGUGUCCCAAAGUGCCUCUCAACAGAUUAUUGAUAAUGUAAAUGACAUUCUGUCAAUUGCUAACUCAAAUACACUCAGUGCAAUUCAGAAUAUUCUGCUAAAGCACAACUGCAAUGUUAAUGAGUCUAUUGUUGCUGACAUUACUGACACAUUGCAAAAUACAAACCCAUUUCUGAAUGCCACCACUGACAAAGGUCCCCUUUCAACUAAUCACAAGCGAAACAUCUACUUCAAAAACAAUUUUGGCAUAAUUGAACCUGUUGAAUAUGUGUUCAAUAGGGUACAGAAUCACUCAUUUGUUUAUGUUCCUCUUUUGAAGACUUUGAAGUCUUUGUUGGAGAGACCUGACGUUCUUGAGAAGACGUUUCCCAUAAAGGAGGGUACACCAGGAUUGUACACAUCACCUUUUGAUGAAACUAUGUUACUUCGAGUCAUUCUCUCACCUGACAACAUCAGGAAGUUAUCAAUACCUACACCAUCGUCAAUUGAAGAACUCUCUGCAGUUCUCUGUGAAAAAUUGCAGAUAAUGGGACGUUUUGUUAUCCAGUAUGAAGACCCUGACUUCAACAAUGAACUUUGUACUUUACAUGACAUCACAGAGCUUCCAAAAGACAAGGCUACUUUAAGGAUCCACUGGGAAGUAGUUUUAAGCCCAGUGGUGGACAAUGCUCACCUUUCCGAUUUCACUGUGGAUACAGCAAGCAUGACGUCCACUCAGUCAUCAGCUUCAUUACCCCAUUCAGUUUCUCCUCUCUCUACAUCUAGAUCUGAGCAGUGGCCAAGCAUGUUUCCAGUGCCUUCCUUUUCAUAUGAUGUGGAGUUGAGGCUGAAAAAAGCUAACGAAGAUCUUCAAGAAAAUGGAACAGCUUUGAUUGUUCCAAGAGACAUGAAAAUGAAUAUCUUGGACAAAUUGGCUGAAACUGUGUAUUCUUUCAAAGCUUACCCAAAAGACUCUGAAAUAGAGAAGGUUGCAUGUGCUUUGGUAGAAAAACACCCCAGUCUCAAAGACCCAGGAUCUGACACGACAGGAUGUGAAGCAUGGAAAAUGAGCCUGAAGUUUAAAAUGGCUAAUUAUCGCCAGAAACUCCGCAAUGCAGGAUGCAGUGAGAUGGUUGUGAAUACCCACUCUAGACAAGGUUCAUCUCGAGGAUCUCUCAAGAGACCCAGAAGAUCUGAACUCAACUUUCUUCCCGACCAUCCUGUUGGUUUGGAUGAAGAAGAAUUAGAGAAGGAAAGGUCAUUUAUGGAAGAAGAAGUGAAAAAGAGAAAUUUGAGCUUGACCGUUUUGAAUGCAAAGAUGGAGACAACAUUUUCCUUGAGGAGAAAGGAAAUUGUGCAGGAUCAGCCGCUGGUGUCAACAAUCAAGCAAAGAUGGCCAGGACUGUUUUUUGAGGGGGAGGUUUGUGCUGAAUUCUUUCGCAUCAACCGUAUCGACCUGAAAACAACAUUCCUGACGUCGCUGGACAAUCACACCCAGGGGUUGCUGAAGAUGUACAGAGCCAAAGCAAGACAGGGAAGGUGGAACAACUUGGAUGAACUUCUGGAGAAACUGGAUGCCCAGAUUCUGAAUUGCUGUUUUCGUCACUGGACCCAUCGGCCACACUGUGAGGUCCUGAACUGCAGUCCUCCCCACUGA